GCAAUAUUCGGAUACAAGUGUGGCAGCGUCAAACUUCUCAUAAGACCGGCUAGUGUUAGCAGAAUCGGCGUUGGAGGCCAGUUGUAUUCCGUUGGGCCUACCUUACAGUUAAGUGUCGCUUGAUGCAUUUUAGAAUUUAUUUCGCAAAUCCAUAAAAAGUGUGCCUAGAAUUAAAAAGUAAUCUAAAUUCUUAAUGAAAUGGAGCCUUCACUGACGCAACCAGAGUGUUUGCAAAUCGCGCAGAAAGACUUUGGAAAAAAUGCCACGCUUAUCAAUUAUCACAUCAAACCCGUUAGUGAUGAAAAGAGAGGAUUUCUUGGAGAAUAUUUCACUUUGGAGCUUCAAGUGAAAGAUGAACGGAAAGCUAAAGUGUCAAAAACUUAUUUCAUCAAAAUCCCACCACCGGAAACAGAAGAUCAACAAGAUGACACCAGGAAAAUUUUUGCCAAAGAAACAGCCCUCUAUCGCGGAAUACUUAGUGAUUUUUCGAAAUAUAGUAAAACUAAAUGGAAACCAGAAUGCUUUUUGGCACGGGAUGAUAUCCUCGUUCUAGAGGACUUAACUGCGGCAGGCUAUCGAGGCCUUCUAAAAGGCGUGGAGCCUAGGGCAGAUCAUAUGAAAUUGUUAUUAGCAAAUUUAGCGGCCAUGCAUGCUUCCAGUAUUGCGUACGAAUUAGACGUAGGUAAAACCAUUGGAUCUCAGCUAGGGGAUAAACUUUUUGAAACAUCAAUUUUGAAAGAUUUGGAUUGGUUUCGAGCAGGAGUCAUGGGCUUUCAAGCUGUUUUAUCUGCGCAUCCAAAAUAUCAAUCUUCCGUUCAUCAAAAAUUUAUCCAAGACAAUUUCCUCAAGGUUGUUGAACCUGUUUACGGAAUGGUCAACGAAUCAACUCGAUUCAAAAAUGUACUUUGCCACCGGGAUACCUGGAUGAACAACGUCCUAUUUCUUUCAAAAGAUGAGAACUUAGAACAUCCAACAAAGGCUAUUCUCGUUGACUUUCAAUUCUGUCGCUAUUGCCCUCCUGCUAUUGAUGUUACCCUAGCCAUUUAUCUUAAUACUAGUCCAUCUACACGUUCUGAAGUAGUAACAGCUUGUCUUGAGUGGUAUCACCGACAACUGACCACCGAACUCGAUGCUUUGGACAUACAAGUUGCCGAGCAUAUUUCAUUUGAAGCGCUUUUGGAGAGCUAUUCCCACUUGAAAUUGGUCUCUUUACUAUAUGUUGGUGCAGUUGCGACGUGGGUAAGAUUGCCAUCUGGAUUUUUGGAAGAGUUGCAGAAUAAUGAUCCCGAAAAGUAUGUAAAAUAUCGAACUGGAUGUCGCAGAGAGAUCCUUUUGGAGCUAAUUGGGAAAGAUGAAAAGUUUAGAAAAUAUAUGUUUGAUGUAGCAGAGGAUUUCAUGAAGGUUGUCUAUAAGAAAUAAGUUCUCAACAAAAAUGUUUAAAAGUUAUUUUGGAAAUUAAUGAAAUAAAUGUAAAGAGGUGGCAUAUUCGAAUUGUAA
Messenger RNA from Hermetia illucens (black soldier fly), 1497 nucleotides. RefSeq lists its product as uncharacterized. The record is from RefSeq and is a predicted model, not a curated record. Lineage: Eukaryota; Metazoa; Arthropoda; Insecta; Diptera; Stratiomyidae. Bases 199 to 1419 code for a protein of 406 amino acids. The transcript has 4 exons.